This is a messenger RNA of Ceratitis capitata (Mediterranean fruit fly), 2557 nucleotides long. Its product is annotated as sodium-dependent serotonin transporter. The transcript is spliced from 9 exons. Gene Ontology annotation, cellular component: neuron projection; membrane. The record is from RefSeq and is a predicted model, not a curated record. Lineage: Eukaryota; Metazoa; Arthropoda; Insecta; Diptera; Tephritidae. The coding region runs from base 646 to 2535 and encodes 629 amino acids. Gene Ontology annotation, biological process: sodium ion transmembrane transport; serotonin uptake. Gene Ontology annotation, molecular function: serotonin binding; serotonin:sodium:chloride symporter activity.
UUGUGUUUUGUUGUAACGCGGCAAAUGUCGAAGUGGAUUUUGUAAUAAACAAUUUUAGUUUGCUUGCAAUAUUUAUUUAAGUGUAUAUUACAUAAUGAGUGAAUGUGUAUUUAUUACAUGUCAUAUAUAUAUAUAUAUAUGUGAAUGACAUUAUGAAAAAUGCGUAAGAUCGAAAAUUUGGUGCUCUUUGUAUUAAUACGCUGUUAAUGAUGUGAAAUAUCAUCAGCGCUUGGCAUAAACGAAGCAACUAUUAACAGAGCGAGAGGACACACAUCCAUGUGUACAUAUUUGUAUGUGGUAACACGUGCGAAAAUAUUAUUGUUAUUGUACUGUGACUGCGUGGUAGUAAUCUGAAUUCACAAAAUCCUCGUACACACAUAUCUUCAUAUGUAUUCACAUUUCCACUACGCGCCCAUCACGCUCCUUCCACAGCUGCUGUCUACAGCCCCCAUUUAAUGCUUCCACCAACUGCCAACAGCGCCAACGUCACAAAUAUCAGCACCAACACCAUCACAGCCAUCGAAAGUUGCAUUCACAUUUUUGCCUCCACCUUUUCCAUCCUCUAAGCAAAGCAGUUGUAAUAUCUGCAUCGAACGUAUGAGCACGCAAAUGUGUUAUCCUGCAACAGCUUAGGAUCGAUCGAGUAUGGAUCGAAGUAAAAAUAAUAGUUUAGAAUUUGGUAAAAAUUCCACAGCAUCGGCUGCAGCUGCUGCCGUAAUGUCAGCGCCAUGGGCGAAUAAUAAAGAGUCGCCAACGCUGCCCAACGAGGAUGAUUCACCGGAAGAUGAUGCUGAUAACGCUACUCCUGCCAAGGUGACGGAUCCGCUAGCGCCAAGGCUUGCCAAUAAUGAGCGCGUGCUAGUCGUCUCUGUCACCGAACGCAAUCGGGAGACCUGGAGUCAAAAAGCGGAGUUCCUCUUGGCCGUCAUUGGCUUCGCGGUGGAUUUGGGCAAUGUGUGGCGUUUUCCGUACAUCUGUUAUCAAAAUGGUGGGGGUGCAUUUCUCAUACCCUAUUGUGUGAUGUUGAUUUUCGGUGGAUUACCGCUCUUUUAUAUGGAGUUGGCGUUGGGUCAAUUUCAUCGCUGCGGCUGUUUGAGCAUAUGGAAGCGCAUUUGCCCCGCACUUAAAGGUGUCGGUUAUGCCAUUUGCCUAAUUGACGUUUAUAUGGGUAUGUACUACAACACGAUAAUCGGUUGGGCAGUUUACUACUUGUUCGCAUCGUUCACAUCGACACUGCCGUGGACGUCGUGUGGCAAUUCGUGGAACACCAACAGUUGUAUGCCAGUAACGAAUGAGAAUUUCACCGAAAAAGCAACAACGCCGGCGAAAGAGUUUUUCGAACGCAUGGUUCUAGAGCAAUACAAAUCGGAUGGUCUCGAUUAUAUGGGUCCAAUUAAGCCAACUUUAGCCCUGUGUGUUUUCGGCGUAUUUAUUUUGGUCUACUUUUCGCUCUGGAAAGGUGUACGCAGUGCGGGCAAAGUGGUUUGGGUCACGGCGUUGGCGCCAUAUGUGGUACUCUUCAUUUUACUGAUACGCGGCGUAUCGCUACCGGGUGCCAUGGAGGGUAUUCGGUAUUAUUUAACGCCAGAAUGGCAUAAAUUGAAAAAUUCAAAGGUUUGGAUUGAUGCUGCCUCGCAAAUAUUCUUCUCACUUGGUCCGGGUUUUGGUACCUUGCUGGCACUAUCCAGUUACAAUAAAUUCAAUAAUAAUUGUUACAGAGAUGCGCUGAUUACGAGUAGUAUUAAUUGUUUGACUAGUUUUCUAGCGGGUUUCGUCAUAUUUUCGGUAUUGGGCUACAUGGCACACGUACAGAAGACCUCCAUCGAUAAGGUGGGUCUGGAAGGACCGGGUUUGGUAUUCAUUGUCUAUCCCGAAGCCAUAGCUACGAUGAGUGGAUCGGUAUUUUGGUCAAUCAUAUUCUUUCUUAUGCUCAUCACAUUGGGUUUGGAUAGUACAUUUGGCGGUUUGGAAGCAAUGAUAACGGCACUCUGUGAUGAAUAUCCACGCGCAAUUGGAAGGCGUAGAGAAUUAUUUGUUCUCUUGCUCUUGGCUUGUAUCUACCUGUGCGCAUUGCCUACCAUGACUUAUGGCGGUGUUUUCUUAGUUAACUUCCUGAAUGUCUAUGGACCUGGCCUGGCGAUAUUGUUUGUAGUAUUCGUGGAAGCGGCAGGAGUUUUCUGGUUCUAUGGCGUCGACCGUUUCUCCGAAGAUGUCGAGCAAAUGCUGGGCAUUAAGCCAGGCAUUUUCUGGCGCAUAUGUUGGACAUAUAUAAGCCCAGUAUUUUUAUUGGCCAUCUUCAUCUUCUCCAUACUCGGCUAUGAGGAAAUGUUGGGCGAGGAAUAUCAAUAUCCCGAAUGGAGUAUUAAAGUCGGCUGGGCUGUCACCUGUUCCUCGGUACUCUGCAUACCGAUGUACAUCAUCUAUAAAUUCGUAUUUGCGUCCAAAGGUGACUGUCGUACGCGCUACCGUGACGCAUUCAAAGUGCCGCCACAGUGUGGUUCUGUACUGCCUGGGCAACAGGGCACUACAGUGUGACAUGAUUUAGGGAAAGAUGAAA